CUGAACGGCGCACGCGCAGUACAACGCUAUGCGCGCGGCAAAGCGGGAAAGCAAGCCUGCUCGCCACCGCCAUUUUAUUGCGCCCUGUCUUCGACGAUGGCGUGCUGCCUUCGGACGCGACCGGCUCGUCUCCUCCUCAUCUCGGUGUUUCUGGCGGAACUGGUCGGCGCCUACAAGCUGAACGUGCCGAAGGUGUUGCUGCCCUUCAGUCGGGAGAAGCAGGUCCCUUUCGUGCUGGGCGCUGAGGGCGGCUGCUACUCCUGGUUCUCCACACGCCACGACACGGUCAGCAUUGAGCCCCUGUACGAGAAUGGCACUGUUUGCUCGCAGAAAGCUUUGCUGACCACCCGCUCUUCCCAGGCCACAAAGCUAUCCAGUGUUGUUAUAGCCGAGGAGAUAGUGACCGGGCAUUUGCUCCGUUGUGACAUCAUUGUGGACCUCAUUGCCCAUAUUGAAAUCGUCUCCCGUACUCGAGAGAUCUACGUUGAAGACUCCCCACUCGAGCUGAGUGUCCGAGCCCUGGAUGCCGAAGGGAACACGUUCAGCAGCUUGGAAGGGAUGGAAUUUGAGUGGAGCAUCGCCAAAGAUGAUGAGAUGGAAAACUUGGAAUUGUCAAGCAAAAUCAGGUUUUUAAAGUAUUCUGAAGCAGAAUAUUCUCCACCAGACUACAUGGUUGAGAUGGAAAGUGAGGAGAAGCAAGGAGAUAGGAUUCUGGUGUCGGGAAUCAGAACAGGCGCAGCCGUCAUUAAGGUCCGAAUACAGGAGCCCAUUUAUAAGAAAGUAGCAGCUGCCCUGGUGCGUCUCUUGGUUUUAGAGAACAUAUUUUUAAUGCCUUCUUAUGAUGUCUACCUGCUGGUUGGAGCCUACAUUAAGUACAAGGUUGGCAAAAUAAUUCAAGGAAAAGUCACAGAGGUCGAGCUGCCUUUGGAGCAUUACGAGCUUGAACUGCAAAAUGAAGUGAAGGACCCCGAGGGGACUCCCCUUCUCCCCGUGGCCCACCUGGAUGUGAAGACAGCUGCGGUCACUGCUGUGCAGCUGGGACAGGUCAACAUGGUCCUCAUUCAUAAAAACAUCCACAUGCGGGCUUCGUCUGGGCUUCCCAACUGCAGCAUCUACGUUGUGGAGCCUGGAUUCUUAGGUUUCAGUGUCCAUCCUGGGAACCGGUGGACCCUAGAAGUGAAGCGGGUGUACAGCAUUGCUAUCGAAGUGUAUGAUAAAUCGAGCACCAAGGUCUACCCGUCCGAUAAUCUCCGAAUUACUCACCAGUUUCCUGACGAAUAUUUUGAGGAGUUAACAUCUUCAGUGAAUGGAUCCUACCACCUAGUCCAGAUUCGGAAGGACGGUGUCACCAUGAUUAAAGCCAUGUUGGUAUCUGUUCUUCUCCAGAGCGGCUUGGAAGAUUUCUUAGCAUCCCCAAUCAGCCAUGAGCAAGAAGUGAAGAUCUACCAUCCCAUCAAGCUGACGCCCUCAUUCUUGGCCUUCCCACACCAUCCUUUAGAUGUCUUGUAUCAGUACAGGGUUCAGGUUGAGGGAGGUAGCGGCAAUUUCACGUGGACCUCUUCCAAUCAGACGGUGGCCACCGUCACUGUGAAAGGAGUGGUUACAGCAGGACAGACGGAGGGACAGAGUGCUGUGCAGGCCAGAGACGUGCAGAACCCUUUCCAUUUCGGAGCAAUACAGGUGCGUGUGCUCCGGCUCUCCAAGAUGGAGUUCCUGCCAUUUCAUGCAGACACUGAAGUGGGACAGACCUUGGAGGUUCCACUCAUGAUGUAUCACCUUGAGAAGGAUACAGGGCAGAGCGUCGCUUUCACUGACUGCUCCCUUUUACUUCUGGACAUCAGCAUGGACAAGCAAGGAGUCUUUACCUUGAGUGAAGAAGGCAAGCAGAAAGCCGGCCCAGCCUUCUGCUCCAGCGUCUAUCUGGUGGCCAAGUCUCUGGGCCAUGCCUUGGUGACAGCCCAAGCCACCAUCUUUGAGGAGUAUUUUGAAACCAGUGCCACUCUCGCUGCCUACGAACCUCUCAAGGCCGUGAAUCCCGUGGAGGUGGCUCUGGUGACCUGGCAGUCUGUGAAGGAGAUGCUGUUCGAGGGGGGACCUGGCCCGUGGGUCUUGGAGCCAUCCCGCUUCUUCCUGGAGCUCAGAGCAGAGCACAGGGACAAAGUCCACGUGGCGGAGGUUCUGUUGCCCAACAAGAGGAAGCUGCGCCAGUAUGUCUACCGGAUCACGUGCCUGGAGUUGGGGGAGCAGGUGUUCACCUUUCAGGUGGGCAAUCAUCCAGGGGUGCUGAACCCCAGCCCCGCAGUGGAGAUGGUGCAAGUGAGGUUCAUCUGUGCCCACCCUGCCAGCAUGGCUGUGACGCCUGUCUAUAAGCUGGCGGCCGGAGCGCCUCCCUGCCCCUUGCCUCAGCACCACAAGCAGCUGGUCCCCGUGUCCAGUUUGAGGAACACUGUUUUGGAGCUGGCUUUGUUUGACCAACACCGGAGGAAGUUUGACAACUUCUCCUCCCUUAUCUUGGAAUGGAUAUCGACCAGUGACACCCUUGCUCACUUCACGCACCCGAGAGCCAUGCAGAUGGUGCCGAAGGAUGACGGGACCGGGCAGACAAGGCUCCACGGGCACCAGCUCCUGGAAGUGCAUCAGAUCAAAGGGACAGUUCUGAUUACAGUCAACUUGGUGAAAUAUUCCAAGAGAGGCAGCCCGCAAGAGGUCUCUAACUCUCCUGCCUCUGCAGCUGUGGAACUACUGCUGGUUGAGGAUGUGACUGUGGAUCCGGAUAAUGUCACCAUGUACAACCAUCCAGAUGUGAAGGAAGUGUUUACCCUGGUAGAAGGCUCUGGCUACUUCCUUGUCAACAGCAGCACAGAGGAAAUGGUGAACAUCACCUACCUGGAGACAGAGAGCGCCAUUCAAGUCGUUCCUGUGCUUCCCGGUUCUUUGACCUUGGAGGUCUAUGACCUGUGCCUGGCUUUCCUGGGGCCAGCUACAGCCUACCUCCAAGUAUCCAAUAUGUACGAGCUGGAAGUGGACCUCGUCGAUAAGAUUGAGAUUGGCAAAUCCGUGCUGGUCUCCGUGCGCGUGCUGGGACAUCAUCGGCACCCUUUCUGGAGUAAAUACUUCACCUACAUGCAGCUUCAGCUGAAGGCAGCCUCCCCUAUUGUUUCCCUUACACUGAUGGAAGAAGUGGGCGACUAUUCUGAAGUCUACGUGCUCCGAGCCAUGACAGUGGGACAGACGACCUUGGUAGCCACAGCCUGGGACAAGACGGGAGUCAAAUUCACUUCUGCACCCCGGAAGGUGGAGGUCUUUCCACCAUUCAGGCUCAUUCCACAGAAAAUGACGCUCAUUCCAUACAACAUGAUGCAGGUGAUGUCAGAGGGAGGCCCACAGCCACAGUCCCUCAUUCACUUCUCCAUCAGUAAUCAGACCGUGGCCACGAUUAACGGAGUGGGGCAGGUCACUGCCAAGGCUGUGGGCACCGCCACCGUCCUGGGGACCAUCCGCGCUGUGAAUGAAGACACAGGAAAAGUCAUUGUCUUUUCACAGGAUCAAGUGGACUUGGAAGUCGUUCAGCUGAGAGCUAUCCGGAUUCACGCUCCUGCCACUAGGCUCAUGACGGGUACCAAGAUGCCUGUUUAUGUAAUCGGACUGACUAGCAUGGUGACUCCAUUCUCCUUUGGGAACGCCGACCCGGCGCUGUCAUUCCACUGGUCCAUGAGCAAACGGGAUGUUCUGGAUUUCCUUCCCAGGCACAGUGAGGUUUCCUUGCAGCUGAUUCCAGAGAGUAACUUUGCAAUGGUCUUGCACACGAGAGCAGCUGGAAGAACAAGUAUCAGAGUGACAGUGCGGAGCUCGGGCCUGCAGGCCAAGCAGUUUGAAGGAAACCUUGAUGAGCUCUCAGAUGAAGUACAAAUACUAGUGUUCGACAAACUCCAGCUGUUCUCUCCAGGGUGCCCCGCAGAACAAAUUCUGAUGUCCAUGAAUUCACAGCUCAAGUUACUUACAAACAGGGAAGGGGCGGCGUUUGUGAACGCCCAGAUCCUGCAGUGUUUCCCCAACUCCUCUGUCAUUGAGGAGCACAGGCAUGGCCUCCUCAAAGCAGGCGCGAUCACCGGCACUGCUGUGCUGGAGGUGACCUCCCUGGAGCUCUUCGGAGUCAACCAGACAGUCAUCACCGGAGUGCGGGUGGCCCCGGUGUCCUACCUGCGGUUGAGCAGCAGCCCCAAGCUCUACACAGCCAGCCGGAUGCCUCUGCAUGCCUUUCCCUUGGGCAUGGCCCUGACUCUCACGGUUCAGUUCUAUGACAGCACGGGGGAGAUCUUCCAUGCGCAGAGCAGCCAGCUCUACCUGGCCUUGAACAGAGAUGACCUGCUCCUUAUCCGCCCGAGCAACAAGAAUUACACUUACGUUGCGCAAGCUGUGAACAGGGGUGUUACCAUGCUGGGUGUCUGGGAUGAGAAGCACCCAGGCAUGGCCGAUUACAUCCCAGUCCCGGUGGAGCACGCCAUCGAGCCAGAGCUCCCCGAACCACUCGUGGUGGGCGGUGUGGUGUGCUUCAGCACGCCCCUUGUGAACCAGGAAGGGGAACCUGGGACCUGGCAAAUCACACCUAGCAACAUCCUCAAGAUGGACACAGUGAGUGGAGCAGCAUUUGCAAAGAAUGCUGGGAAAGCCACCGUUUUUCAUGAUAUCCCGGGGAUAGUGAAAACCUACAGAGAGGUCGUCGUCCGUGGGUCCUCAAAACUAAGUCUCCACCUUGGUUCCAAAAACUGCCUUACCAACACUCCAAACUCCUCUGAAUUCCAGGUUGUUGUUGCUGUGAGCAACACAACAACCCUGCGAGGGCCUUGCAGUCUGGCUCAGCGUCACGCCAUCACGGAGCUCCUCGUACCAGAAUCUCACCUGCUCUGCCAGCUGGAGUUCGGCGAGACAGUCCACGACAUCCCAGCACAUAAAAUCUUUCAUGUGCAGUCUGCAUUCUACACAGACAAAGGCCUCUACGCCUGCAUCGUGACAGUGAAGCCCCAGGCGGAGGACGACCUGCUGACCCUGAGCACCGCCGAGGGCUCGGUGCACCUGGCCGCCUCUCUUGUCGGCGAACACGGCCGGGACGGGGCAGGGAGGCUCUCUGUCCCUUUCCUGCCCGCGUUCUUCAUCAACCAGACGGAAGUCGUCUUCAGCAGCGAACAGCUGAGCAGUGACAUCUUGGUGCUGGGAGCCAGGAGAGUGGCCGAAAAAAUAGAGGCCCAGCCCAGCUCGCCGGUGAUCGCGGUGGCCCGGCCCCUGCGCCUGCCCGACGUGCCCGGACUUGUCCUGUUUUCCGUCAGCGUGGUCAACCUGACAUCUCUCCACCAGAUGGCGGCGCCCGUCUUCGUCAAUUUCUCCUGCAGCCUGACGGGCCAGAGGGCCGCCGUGCUCGUGCGGGCUUUGGAAGAAAGGCACUUGCUGGGUCCCUGUGCUGAAAUGGGCCUUAUAAAGCAGCUUGUGGGCUCCUACCAGGUCCUGCUCUUCACUGUAUUUGCUGUUCUAGCAUCCACCAUGGUCAUCUUUCUCACCUACAAUAGCUUCCUGACCAGUGUGCAGACAGUCCCCGUUGUCUACGUUCCCACGCCAGGCUCUGUACAGACAGGAUACAGUGGUCCCCCAAGCACUCAGCACCACCAUUACCAUACAAGGAACAGAACUCAGGCCUGGCUUUGGAGCGUGAGGAGAUGAAACGGUUUCAUCUUCCCUAGAAGCAGCACCGUCAGCGGCACGGAAAGAAUAAAGCGGUGAAGCUUA
Messenger RNA from Varanus komodoensis (Komodo dragon), 5778 nucleotides. RefSeq names its product nucleoporin 210 like (gene NUP210L). Bases 97 to 5712 code for a protein of 1871 amino acids. The record is from RefSeq and is a predicted model, not a curated record. The transcript has 40 exons. NCBI's taxonomy places the organism in Eukaryota, Metazoa, Chordata, Lepidosauria, Squamata, Varanidae. Gene Ontology annotation, cellular component: nuclear pore.